Molecule: messenger RNA, 896 nt
Organism: Phalaenopsis equestris
Lineage: Eukaryota; Viridiplantae; Streptophyta; Magnoliopsida; Asparagales; Orchidaceae
Product: protein TIC 20-v, chloroplastic
Exons: 2
Coding region: 61-690 (209 amino acids)
Source: RefSeq, a predicted model, not a curated record
AGAGGAAGUAGGCUACAAAAGUAGUACCAGGGAAACAGCUUGUGGUCGAGGAGAGAACCUAUGGCUACUUCCUCCUCUACCCUCCUCUCCACUUUCUCUCCAUCCAAUCUCUCUUAUAACCAGCUCCGCCCUCACCUCCCCCUCUUCCUCCUCCCUCAUUGCCACCAAAUCCGCCACCGACGUCUCCUCACCCCCAUCCAAAACCGCCGUAACGGCGGCGGCGAGCCACCCGACCGUCUAAUCUCCGCAGUCUGCUACCUCUACCCCUUCCUCGACGGCGUCCAUUUCGGCCGCUUUCUUCUCGCUCAGUUCCCUCCCAUUCAGCUCAUCAUUUUCCCCUUCGCACCUGCAAUACGCCUUUUUCGCGCUUCACCUCUCAACCCUAUCCUCAUCUUCCUCACCCUUUACUUCGCCGUAGUACGCAAUCCGUCCUCCUUCAGCCGUUACGUUCGCUUUAACACGAUGCAGGCCAUUGUUCUCGACGUCCUCCUGAUCUUUCCCGACCUAAUCGAGCGUUUCUUAGCCCCACGAGACGGCGUCGGCCUCGACAUAGUCAUGUCGAUUGAUAGCACCGUCUUCCUCUUCCUUCUGGUCAGUUUGAUAUACGGUUCCACCACUUGCCUUCUCGGUCAGGUUCCUCGGCUACCGAUCGUCGCGGAUGCUGCUGAUAGGCAGAUAAUUGGCAUUUAAUGUGACCAAACCAUCUUAGACGACUCUCCCUAAUCUUGUCUGCCACUGGAGCCACACCAACCCUUUCACAGAUAAAUUUGUCUCUCAUUUUGGUCAGAGGAAAAAUAUUCGUAGGAUCAAAUGUCUAUGAAGGGGAGAAGUUGAUGAAUGUAUGUUUAUUACUAGGAUAAAUACAGUAUUCAUAUGUUGGGGCAUUUACAUACGUA